UGUCUGUCACUCUAUAAAAGCGGUGCCACUCGAGGAUUCCGCGCAGUUACUACAUCGACUCUUCGCCGUCGACAACAGUAACGCAGUAGAGCUAAAUAUUGUUUCCAGAUCAUUCCAAAGUAUACGAAAAUGCGUGAGUGUAUUUCCAUUCAUGUGGGUCAAGCUGGCGUCCAGAUUGGCAAUGCCUGCUGGGAACUUUACUGCCUUGAGCAUGGGAUUCAGCCGGAUGGACAGAUGCCCAGUGAUAAGACCAUUGGUGGAGGGGACGACUCCUUCAACACUUUUUUCAGUGAGACAGGAGCUGGCAAGCAUGUUCCCAGGGCCGUGUUUGUAGAUCUGGAGCCCACUGUGAUUGAUGAGGUUCGCACUGGAACUUACCGUCAGCUUUUCCACCCUGAGCAGCUGAUCACCGGAAAGGAGGAUGCAGCUAACAACUACGCUCGUGGCCAUUACACUAUUGGCAAAGAGAUCAUUGAUCUGGUUCUUGACAGGAUUCGCAAACUGGCUGACCAGUGCACUGGACUUCAGGGCUUCUUGGUGUUCCACAGCUUUGGAGGAGGAACUGGUUCUGGCUUCACCUCGUUACUGAUGGAGCGCCUUUCUGUUGAUUAUGGAAAGAAAUCUAAGCUUGAGUUCUCCAUCUACCCAGCUCCACAGGUGUCUACUGCUGUGGUGGAGCCCUACAACUCCAUUCUUACCACCCACACCACCCUCGAGCACUCAGACUGCGCUUUCAUGGUCGACAAUGAGGCCAUCUAUGACAUCUGCCGUAGAAACCUUGAUAUCGAGCGUCCCAGCUACACCAACCUUAAUAGGCUGAUUAGCCAGAUCGUGUCCUCCAUUACCGCCUCCCUGAGAUUUGACGGUGCCCUGAAUGUUGACUUAACUGAGUUUCAGACCAACUUGGUGCCGUAUCCACGUAUCCAUUUUCCUUUAGCAACUUACGCUCCUGUGAUCUCUGCUGAGAAAGCUUACCAUGAGCAGCUCUCAGUGUCUGAGAUCACUAAUGCUUGCUUUGAGCCGUCUAAUCAGAUGGUCAAAUGUGACCCACGUCACGGCAAGUACAUGGCUUGCUGUCUGUUGUACCGUGGUGAUGUUGUACCUAAAGAUGUAAAUGCUGCUAUUGCCACCAUAAAGACCAAGCGCAGCAUUCAGUUUGUGGACUGGUGUCCAACUGGUUUCAAGGUUGGUAUCAACUACCAGCCCCCUACCGUUGUACCUGGAGGUGAUUUGGCUAAGGUGCAGCGAGCGGUGUGCAUGCUAAGCAACACCACUGCUAUCGCGGAGGCUUGGGCCAGACUUGAUCAUAAGUUCGAUCUGAUGUACGCUAAGCGUGCCUUUGUGCACUGGUACGUAGGUGAAGGUAUGGAGGAGGGCGAGUUCUCUGAGGCUAGAGAAGACAUGGCAGCCCUGGAGAAAGAUUAUGAGGAGGUGGGUGUAGAUUCAGUCGAGGGAGAAGGAGAAGAGGAGGGUGAGGAGUAUUAAGUUAUUUUCUCCUUUCCAGGUCAGUUACUGCUUUGCAUCAUUAAUCAGUUAUAUUCAGAAAUGUAAAUGAAAUGAGGCUUUAAAGGUGACACAUAUCAAGCAUUCAGUUGUCUAUUGCAAUGUAAAGAAUAUGUGCAGUAAACAUUUGUUUUUUUCAUCAUGUCAACCACAUAUUUGGUGCUGCAGUGAAUUGAGAUUGAGUCAUAUUUUCCUGUAUUCCUCCAAUUACAGUGUGUAGAUCAAAUAAAAUUAUUCACUGACCUUACU
This is a messenger RNA of Sinocyclocheilus rhinocerous, 1752 nucleotides long. Its product is annotated as tubulin alpha chain-like. Gene Ontology annotation, biological process: microtubule-based process. Gene Ontology annotation, cellular component: microtubule. The coding region runs from base 130 to 1485 and encodes 451 amino acids. NCBI's taxonomy places the organism in Eukaryota, Metazoa, Chordata, Actinopteri, Cypriniformes, Cyprinidae. The record is from RefSeq and is a predicted model, not a curated record. Gene Ontology annotation, molecular function: GTP binding; structural constituent of cytoskeleton. The transcript is spliced from 4 exons.